AUGCUGCUGCAAUCUUCGCUUGUACGUUCUUUGGAAAGCUCUGCCGUCCGUCGGAGCUCAAUUUUGCGAUGCCAGUCCACAUGGGUGGCACCAAACAAUCGUUCUAGAAACUUGAGUUGGAAGCCACGCCGACCAGUGGUGAAUGGUAAGAGUGUGGCCUUUCAUGUGAACGAUUUAAAGCCGAACAACUAUUCAUCGAAAUCCAAGAUUUCCACUGAAGCAACGAAAGCAACUAGAAGAAAGAAGCGAGAAUAUGACUCGGACAUGGUCGUCGUGUUGGACUUGGACGAGUGUUUGAUUCACUCGCAGUUUAUGCAAGGUCCUGGUGCGAGGUACGCCCACCAAGUACGACAAACGAGGGGUUGGAAGGAAGAAGAUCCAUCCUCUCAAGUAGAUACCUUUGAGAUCUUUCUUCCGGGUGGUGAGAGUGCCAGGGUUCACGAACGACCCUUUUUGCACGACUUUUUACAAGCAGUCUCGGAAAAAUACGAAACACAUUUAUUCACAGCUGCCAUGGAAGUCUACGCCACUCCAAUCAUUAAGCGAUUGGAUCCCCAUGGAACCAUUUUUGCCGAUUGCUGGUACCGAGACUCCUGCGUCAUGGACCCUGCGUUGGGGGCAUAUGUCAAGGACCUCGAGUUUGCCUGGGGUGGUGAGCAAUUGAAGCGCACCGUCCUGGUGGAUAACAACCCACUGAGCUUUUUGGCCAACCCGGAAAAUGGAAUCUUGGUAUCCAGUUUUUUCACGGAUCCAAACGACAAGACACUGCUUGCGGUCCAGGAUUUGCUUCACAAUCUGGACGAGGAAGAAGAUGUCCGGCCAGUCUUGGAUACUAGGUUUGGACUUCGAGACUCCUUCCAGAAACUAGACACUGGCGGCUCUUUUGCUGGGCGUCAAUUUCAGAUUGACGCGCAGCAAGAAAAAGAAGAACUAGAAGCAGCUCAAGAGCACGAUGAUGAAAUGAUGAUCCGACCUGUUGCGGCUGCGGGUUUCUCGAGCUGA
Molecule: messenger RNA, 1002 nt
Organism: Cylindrotheca closterium
Lineage: Eukaryota; Bacillariophyta; Bacillariophyceae; Bacillariales; Bacillariaceae
Source: the annotation of a GenBank genome assembly